Molecule: messenger RNA, 1646 nt
Organism: Haliotis rubra (blacklip abalone)
Lineage: Eukaryota; Metazoa; Mollusca; Gastropoda; Lepetellida; Haliotidae
Exons: 5
Coding region: 163-654 (163 amino acids)
Source: RefSeq, a predicted model, not a curated record
UGCACGUAACAUGCUUAGUGACGGUGUGAGUGGGUAGCAGACGACAGUUGCAGCAGACGACAUAUGAAGGACUGUACUCUCUGGACGACAUUUUCGUGAUUCACAGGGGAUAUACGACACCCAUUCUGGAUUAUUUAUAACUCGUACUUGUGAAGACUCACAAUGUAUGUCAUUGUACGCUAUGGAGAUCGACAACAGCACAUCUUCAACCCCAACUGCCGGAGCAGCACCUUGCUGAGGAGCAUCAGAGACAAGUGUUCCUGUGGAGAUGCUGCGGAGGAUAUCGAGCUGUCAGACGAGUGCGGGAACAUCAAAUACCUCCGUGAUGCACACAACAGAUACGCUAAUGAAGUACUCGGGGAACGCGAAACGCUCGUGCUACUCCGAGUGGACGGUACAGAACAACCAUAUCCCCGCUACACCCCCCUUCUGAAGGAUGAAGAGGCCAUCACGGAGGAGUUCUUAGCCCGGCUUGUGAUCAAGGAUGAGCCCACAAGUCGACCCCAGAGUCUGCGCAAGGGUAAAGGUCGUGGACCUCCAUCAGACAAGGAGAAGUCCACCAAAGACAAGGCCAACAAGGACAAAUCCCGUCAAACAAAGCAUUCGCAGGAGAGGCCCGCGAGAUCUCGUUCCAGGCAAGCACGAGAACAAUGACGUAGUGUCUACGUCAUUUCCGGCAGCUCUAAACAGUAUAUACGUUACAUUACCAUUCCACACUCAUUUGAAAGACGUGUUUCCACACCAGUUCCACUGUCAGUAGUCUGAUGUGGAAAGAUAAACAUCAGCUGUAAACGUUGAGCCACAGGUAAAUUUUUCUCUCUGUUGCGCACCCCUAUCUGUGCUACAGUUUGCAUGUGGUUGAGCCUUGGUAAUGUAAUGGUAAUGUCCAUAAACAUGUUGACAGAUUCCAUGAAAUGGAGUCGAAACGUCAAUUUGUAUGACAUCUAAGUAUGGCUGAAGGCGUCGUUGUCGGCACAGGUACUACAGAUAUGUACCCCAGGUACGUUUCUGUAUGCACAAAUGUACCCUAAACAAAGUCAAAAUACAGAAACGUACCCGGUACCCUAGGAGGUGGACGAGUCCAUAUUCCGCAACCCCAAACCGAAACAGUAUGUAGUCCCCAUUCAACUGACUGCAAGUGGUAUUGUGAACCGUGAAAUAUUCGUUACUAUGUAUGGUCGUUUCUUAUAUAACGCAAUCAACUGCAUCUAAUAAACAAUAGUUUCGAUCAAUAAAACGACACAAUACAGAAUGAACUGGUCCUGGGAUAGUUUCUGUAUUCUGAGUUUGACUAGGGUACGUUUUUGUAAACAGAAACGUACCUGGGGUACACAUCUGUAGUACCCGUGCCGACAACGACCCCUUCAGCUUAAGUAUGUGUAUUGUAUGUACUCUUGUAGAACCAUCGUGUUCCAAAGUAAAAGUCGAUAGCCUUUCAUCUUUGGAGUAAUUCCAUGUGGAAAUUACACGUAUGUAUGAAAUUGUUGAAAUGUUGAUAAAAGUAUAGAAUGUAUCAUGUAUAUUUUAUAUUGUCAGAUGUCCAUAUAAAGACGCCCGAUGCCAUUAUAUCAAAACGUGUACAUAAUUAGAUUAAGCUAAAAUAAGAAAUAAAAGACGAUUUAAUUUGAAUAAUAUUCGUAUACCAA